Molecule: messenger RNA, 13671 nt
Organism: Carcharodon carcharias (great white shark)
Lineage: Eukaryota; Metazoa; Chordata; Chondrichthyes; Lamniformes; Lamnidae
Product: cadherin EGF LAG seven-pass G-type receptor 3-like
Exons: 63
Coding region: 1-13671 (4556 amino acids)
Biological process (GO): homophilic cell-cell adhesion; cell surface receptor signaling pathway; G protein-coupled receptor signaling pathway
Cellular component (GO): plasma membrane
Molecular function (GO): G protein-coupled receptor activity; secondary active sulfate transmembrane transporter activity; calcium ion binding
Source: RefSeq, a predicted model, not a curated record
AUGCAUCGCCUCUGUGAGUGUCGCGUUUUGAGCGCCGAUAAAACAUGUUACAAACGUUGCACACGGCAGGAAAAGAAUCUGAGCAUCAACCACACUUUUACCCGUUUCCUCCUACACCGACACACGAAUCAAUAUGUUAACCCGUGUUUGAGUCGAUGCAUGAUAUACGCUCCAUUUAAAAACAGGACAGGCCGGUCUGAAUCGCACUUAAGGGAAAGUAGAUUCAGUUGUACAAAUGGAUAUUUUUAUCGUUUCCUAAAUCCACAAAACUGCAAUCGGUGUCUAAAAUCGUGCCUGGUCCACCUGUGUUCGAAGCCGGGAUCGCGUUGUUUGAAUGAAGAGGUUUCAGCACCAGCCGCGGCAUGGACAGCUCCCGGUACUCCGGGAGGAACAGCUUCUGUUCAAAGGCUCUGCAGUCCGGGCAACAGAACAAAGAGCUUCGGGGCACCUACGACAAACCUUGUCCGCCCUCUCAGCUGCGAAGUCUUUCACAGUCUGCAGUCUUUUAAAACCACCAAAGGUGGUUUGAAAACUCUGCUCUUUGGACUCAGGCCAAGGAGCCAUUCAAAAAGCGAUCUGCGUAUCCUCUUCCAAUUAAACUCCAGCAAAGCUAUGCAAUUUGAUACAUUUAAUCCCCGAUUUGGCAGGCGGGAGAAGAGAGCCGUCUUUCCUUUGCCAUUAACGAGAGCUAGUAGAUCGGUCAAUCGUCGCCCUCAUUUCCCGCAGUAUAAUUACCAGGUUCAGGUGGCGGAGAACCAGCCUCCGGGGACUCCUGUAAUCUCCAUUACUGCAGUGGACCCAGAUUCUGGAGAGGCUGGGAGGCUGUUUUACUCUAUGGCUUCAUUAAUGGACAGCAGGUCCAUGGAUUAUUUUACGAUUGACGUGGAGAGAGGACUGCUUUCGACCAGCAAAGUCCUGGACAGGGAAAGCAUGGACUUGCACUAUUUCCGAAUCACAGCUGUCGACCACGGCAUCCCUCGCCUCUCUGCCACCACCAUGAUCUCCAUUACAGUGAGCGACACCAAUGACCACGACCCGGUGUUCGAACAAACCGAAUACAGGGAAACCAUUCGGGAGAACGUGGAGGAAGGUUAUCCCAUCUUGCAGCUCCGAGCCACAGAUAUAGACUCUUCUUCCAAUGCCAAUAUCAGGUAUCGAUUCAUGAAUCAGCAAGCUGCACAUGCUGUUUUCGACAUUGACGCCAGGUCGGGUUUGAUUACUACCCGUGGAUCAGUGGAUAGAGAGACCAUGGAGAAAUACUCCCUAAUUGUAGAAGCCAAUGACCAAGGUAAAGAUCCUGGUCCUAAAAGUGCCACAGUAAAAGUUUACAUAACUGUCUUGGAUGAAAAUGACAACGUUCCACAGUUCAGUGAGAAACGUUACAUUGUCCAGGUGAGAGAAGACAUAAGGCCACAUACACCGAUCUUGCGAAUUACUGCCACAGACCAGGACAAAGAUAAUAAUGCUUUGGUCCAUUAUAAUAUAAUUAGUGGAAACAGUAGGGGGCAGUUCUCCAUCGACAGUGUUACUGGUGCCAUUGAGGUGGUGACACCUUUAGAUUUCGAGGUGGAGCGUGAAUAUGCCUUGCGUGUUCGUGCUCAGGAUGCAGGACGCCCACCCUUAUCCAACAAUACAGGAAUGGUCAGUAUUCAGUUGGUGGAUGUUAAUGACAAUGUUCCCAUUUUUGUGAGCACUCCAUUUCAGGUAUCUGUUCUUGAAAAUGCCCCACUUGGACACUCUGUGAUCCAUAUCCAAGCUGUGGAUGCAGAUUACAGUGAAAAUGCCCGGCUGGAGUACAGACUGACAGACACAGCCCCAGAUACACCUUUUGUGAUCAACAGUGGAACAGGCUGGAUCACAGUGAGUGCACAACUGGACCGUGAAUCUGUUGAACAUUAUUCCUUUGGAGUAGAAGCUAGGGAUCAUGGUUCUCCACCUCUGUCUGCUUCAGCAAGUGUCACGAUUACAGUCAUGGAUGUUAAUGAUAAUCGACCAGAAUUUAACCAGAAAGAGUACUUUAUUCGCUUAAAUGAAGAUGCUGCAGUGGGUACCAGUGUACUGACAGUAACUGCAGUGGAUCGAGAUGUGAAUGGGGUGGUCACAUAUCAGAUUACAGGUGGGAAUACAAGGAACCGUUUCAGUAUCAGCACCCAGGGUGGCAUGGGCCUCAUUACACUGGCAUUGCCUUUGGAUUAUAAGCAGGAGAGACGCUAUGUCCUAACAAUCACAGCCUCUGAUCGCACACUUCAUGAUACAUGCCAUGUACAUGUCAAUAUCACAGAUGCAAAUACACACCGGCCAGUGUUUCAAAGUGCACAUUAUUCAGUAAAUGUCAAUGAAGAUCGUCCAGUGGGGAGCACUGUAGUGGUAAUUAGUGCUACAGAUGAUGAUGUUGGGGAGAAUGCUAGGAUAACUUACUACUUGGAGGAUAACAUUCCUCAGUUUCGAAUUGAUCCAGAUUCAGGUGCCAUUACACUACAGACAGAGCUUGACUAUGAAGAUCAAAUGACUUACACAUUAGCUAUCACUGCCAAAGACAAUGGGAUUCCACAGAAAUCUGAUACUACUUAUGUUGAAAUCAUGGUCAAGGAUGUCAAUGACAAUUCACCAGUAUUUGUAAAUGUUCAGUACCAGGGCUCAGUCUCUGAAGAUGCCCCACCCUUUACCAGUGUCUUGCAGAUAUCGGCUACUGACCGUGAUGCCCAUGCCAAUGGAAGGGUUCAGUACACCUUCCAGAAUGGAGAGGAUGGGGAUGGGGAUUUCACCAUUGAGCCAACAUCAGGGAUUGUCCGAACUGUCCGAAGGCUCGAUCGUGAGAGUGUCCCAAUAUAUGACCUCACUGCCUAUGCAGUAGAUCGGGGGAUCCCUGUGCGUAGGACUCCAGUUCAUAUUCAUGUCAAUAUUUUGGAUGUUAAUGAUAAUGCACCCGUGUUUCCUGCUGAUGAAUUUGAGGUAUUUGUGAAGGAGAACAGCAUUGUUGGUUCAGUGGUGGGACAAAUUACAGCAGCUGAUCCAGAUGAGGGGACAAAUGCUCAGAUUAUGUACCAAAUUGUGGAAGGCAACAUUCCUGAGAUCUUCCAGAUGGAUAUCUUUUCUGGAGAACUCACAGCCCUUACUGACCUGGACUAUGAAGUAAAAUCUGAGUAUGUAAUUGUAGUGCAAGCAACCUCUGCGCCUCUUGUGAGCCGAGCCACUGUGCACAUUCGCCUGAUUGAUCAGAAUGACAAUAGUCCUGUCCUUAAGAACUUCCAAAUAAUUUUUAACAACUACAUAUCCAACAAGUCAAACACCUUCCCUUCAGGAGUCAUAGGCAAGAUCCCAGCCUAUGAUCCUGAUGUUUCAGAUCGACUGUUCUACACAUUUGAGCGAGGGAAUGAGCUGAGCUUAAUGAACCUUAACCAGACAAGUGGUGAACUGCGGCUGAGUCGGAAGCUAGACAAUAAUCGUCCACUAGUGGCAUCCAUGUUGGUGACAGUCACAGAUGGGAUUCACAGCGUGACAGCACAGUGUGUGCUGAGAGUAAUUGUCAUUACAGAGGAGAUGCUGUCCAAUAGUAUCACGGUGCGUCUGGAGAACAUGUCACAGGAACGCUUCCUGUCUCCUUUGCUGACUCGCUUUGUGGAGGGUCUGGCGGCAGUCUUGUCUGCCUCCAAGGAGGACAUCUUCGUUUUCAACAUACAGAAUGACACUGAUGUCAGCGGCAGCAUCCUGAACGUGAGUUUUUCUGCCCUGGUUCCAGGCGGGAGCCAGAGCCAGUUCUUCUCCUCCAAGGAGCUUCAAGAACAGCUGUACAUGAGCCGGAUGCUGCUAACCUCAGUUUCCAUGCUGGAGGUCCUGCCGUUUGAUGACAAUGUCUGCCUGCGGGAACCCUGUGAAAACUACAUGAAAUGCAUUUCAGUGCUGAAGUUCGACAGUUCUUCUGCGUUCGUCGCUUCGGAGUCCAUGCUCUUCCGGCCCAUCCAUCCCAUCACAGGCCUCCGCUGUCGCUGCCCACCAGGAUUUACUGGAGAUUACUGUGAGACUGAGAUCAACCUUUGCUAUUCGAAUCCCUGCCAGAAUUCUGGAGUGUGCAGCCGCAGAGAGGGCGGGUACACGUGUGUGUGCCGUGAGGAGUUCACAGGUGAUCACUGCGAAGUGGACAGUCAGUCUGGGCACUGCUCUCCUGGUGUGUGUAGAAAUGGUGGAACCUGCACGAACCUCCCAGCGGGCGGAUUCAAGUGUAAUUGUCCCUCAGGAGGAUAUGAGAAGCCCUACUGUGAAGUGACCGCCCGAUCCUUCCCACCAAAGUCGUUUGUGAUGUUUCAUGGCCUGAGACAAAGAUUUCACAUGACGCUAUCCCUGUCGUUCGCUACACAAGAAAAUAAUGGUCUCCUGUUCUACAAUGGGCGAUUUAAUGAAAAACAUGAUUUUAUUGCAGUGGAAAUCAUUGAUGGACAGGUCCAGUUAAAGUACUCAACAGGAGAGUCAAUGACGGUGGUAACGCCUCAUCUUCCUGGAGGGGUCAGCGAUGGGCAGUGGCACACGGUGCAGGUCCAAUACUAUAACAAGCCAAAAAUUGGGUCACUGGGAGUUGCACAAGGCCCGUCAGAGCAGAAGGUGGCGAUCUUAACAGUUGAUGAUUGUGACACCUCCAUUGCUGUCCGUUUUGGGGCUGAUAUUGGAAACUAUUCAUGUGCUGCAGAGGGUGUACAGUCCAGCUCCAAGAAGUCCCUGGAUCUCACUGGUCCUUUACUGCUUGGGGGUGUCCCAAACCUACCUGAGAAUUUCCCAGUGGUUAACACAGAGUUUGUGGGAUGUAUGAAAGAACUUCACAUUGACAACAAACGUGUUGACAUGGCAGCCUACAUUGCCAAUAAUGGUACCUUUCCAGGUUGCAAUAUGAAACAGCCAUUUUGCGAUUCAAACCCAUGUAAGAAUGGAGGCACCUGCAUGGUUAUCUGGGAAACCUUUCUCUGUGAAUGCCCUCUGGGGUUUGGAAGUAAGGACUGUGGACAAGUGAUGCACCAUCCCUACCAUUUCCUUGGAAAUAGUUUGCUCUCCUGGGAUUUUAAGAAUGAGGUGAAGAUCUCUAUUCCGUGGUUCCUCGGGCUUAUGUUUCGAACACGUCACACUGAAGCUGUGCUGGUGCAGGCUCAUGCUGGACAGUACACCACCAUAGUCUGUCAGUUGAACUCGGGCCACCUUUCAUUUGCUGUCAAUCGAGGGACCAGUCGGACUGUGAGGUUGCUGCUGAAUCGAAUGCCAUUAAAUGAUGGGAGGUGGCAUGAUCUUCAGCUGGAACUACGAGAUGUGAGAAAUGGGCGUGAUAUACGAUACAUAGCAACCAUCACGAUUGAUUUUGGACUUUAUCAGGAUACAGUUAUUGUUGGCAAUGAGUUACACGGGCUGAAGUUGAAGCAUCUUCAAGUUGGUGGUAUUCUCAGAGCUGGUGAGGUGCAGAAUGGAUUGGAUGGCUGUAUCCAGGGUGUGCGUCUCGGUGACACCUCUAUUGGAAUUGCAAUGCCAAAGCCAAGUCAUACUAUGAACGUGGAACUAGGCUGCACCAUCCCUGAUCCAUGUGACUCCACCUCAUGCCCACCCAACAGUUACUGCAGCGAUGAGUGGCAGAGUUAUUCUUGUACCUGUGAGCCAGGUUACUAUGGUGAGUCUUGUGUCGAUGCCUGUCGGCUGAAUCCAUGUGAAAAUGAAUCUGUCUGCCGCCGCAAACCCAGUUCCUCGCAUGGGUACACAUGUGAUUGUGGAGAGAACCAUUUUGGCCAGUAUUGUGAACACAGAAUUGACCAGCAGUGUCCCAAAGGAUGGUGGGGGAAUCCAACGUGUGGACCCUGCAACUGUAACAUCAAUAAGGGAUUUGACCCUGACUGCAACAAGACGAAUGGCCAGUGCCACUGUAAGGAGUUUCACUAUCGUCCUGUUGGAAGCGAUGCAUGCCUGCCUUGUGACUGCUAUCCCAUUGGCUCGUUUUCCAGGUCAUGUGAUCAAGAAACCGGCCAAUGCCACUGUAGACCAGGAGUGAUUGGACGUCAGUGCAACCAGUGUGAUAAUCCUUUUGCAGAGGUCACGCACAGCGGGUGUGAAGUGAUAUAUGACGGAUGUCCCAAAUCACUCAAAGCUGGUGUUUGGUGGCCGCGAACAAAGUUUGGACUCCCAGCAGCUGUAUUGUGCCCAAAAGGUUCCCUUGGCACUGUCAUUCGACAUUGUGGGGAGGAACAUGGUUGGUUAGAACCAGAUCUCUUUAACUGUACAUCUCCACCAUUCACGCAACUGGCAGACACUCUGGGAAGGCUGGAGAGGAAUGAAACUGAACUAAAUACCAUUGAGGCAAAGAAGCUGGCUCGACAUAUGCGUACUGUCACAGAGGAGAUGGAACAAUACUUUGGAAAUGACAUCCAUAUCACAUAUCGUCUUCUCUUGAAGAUGCUGGAAUUUGAGUGCAGACAACGUGGAUUUAACCUUACAGCAACACAAGAUGUACAUUUUACAGAGAACCUCCUAAGAACAGGAAGUGCGGCUCUGGAUCUAGAAAAUUCAGAACACUGGAAUACACUUCAGCAGACAGAGCAGGGAACAGCUCAGCUGAUGGAGCAGCUUGAGGACUAUAUGAGGACACUAGCACAAAACAUGAAAUUCACCUACCUCAACCCAGUUGCUAUUGUAACCCCCAAUAUAAUCCUAACUAUUGAUCGUGUGGAGAAUAGCACUAAGACAAGGAAACGAUUUCCCCGCUAUCACAGUGGACUCUUCCGUGGUCAGUCUACAUGGGAUGCACAGACGCACAUUGUACUGCCAGCAUCUGUUUUAUUUCCAUCAAAAGUUAAAGCUGUACCCACCUCCAAAACAGAGAACUCUAUCCAAGUGCGGAAUGAAACUAGUAAAGUUUUACACCAACGGAUUUUACCAGAGCCCGAGCCUACUAUGACCAUCCUGAUCCUACUCAUUUACCGGACACUAGGUAGUUUAUUACCGGCACGAUUCAACACAGAUCGCCGUAACCUAAGACUUCCGAAACAUCCUGUAAUGAACUCUCCAAUCGUGACUAUCUCUAUCUUCAACAACAACACCUUUGUCCGUGGAGCUUUGAACUCACCACUGACACUGGAGUUCCGUCUACUAGAGACUGCCAAUCGCAGCAAGCCUGUAUGUGUCCAAUGGAAUCAUUCCAGUCUCUCUGAACCAGCUGGCACCUGGACAGCAAAGGACUGUGACCUUGUUCACCGAAACACCACGCACGUUCGAUGUCAGUGUUCACAGCUUGGCAUCUUUGGGGUCCUAAUGGAUAUUUCACAUCGUGAGCAGCUGGAAGGAGACCUAGAGACAUUGGCCAUUGUUACCUACUCGACUAUCAGCGUGUCUCUUAUGGCACUACUACUCACUUUCUUCAUCCUGACCUGUCUAAAUGGACUGAAAUCCAAUACUCGUGGCAUCCACUGCAACAUUGUUGCAGCCAUCUUCUGCGCAGAGCUUGUCUUCCUUUUGGGAAUUAAUCAAACGGAAAAUCAGUUUCUCUGCACAGUGAUUGCCAUCUUGCUGCACUACUUUUUCAUGGCAACCUUUGCUUGGAUCUUUGUGGAGGGACUUCACAUCUACCGAAUGCAAACUGAAGCUAGGAACAUCAACUAUGGUGCCAUGCGAUUCUACUAUGCCAUUGGUUGGGGAGUGCCCGCUAUCAUCACAGGUCUUGCGGUUGGUCUGGACCCAGAGGGUUAUGGAAAUCCUGAUUUCUGCUGGAUCUCUGUCCACGAUAAGCUGAUCUGGAGCUUUGCUGGACCAAUUGCUGUUGUUAUUUUGAUGAACAUUGUGAUCUCCUUGUUGGUAGCAAGAAUGUCCUGUGCCCCAACACAGAAGGAAGCCAAGAAAAGAUCAAUCCUUACCACAAUUCGAAGCGCCUUCAUUCUGCUACUAAUCGUUAGUGCCACCUGGCUUUUUGGGCUGAUGGCCGUCAACAACAGCAUCCUUGCUUUUCACUACCUCUACACUGUUCUCUGCUGUUUUCAGGGAUUGGCUGUCCUGGUAUUGUUCUGUAUCCUUAGUGAAGAAGUUCAGGAAGCCUGGAAGUUGGCUUGCCUUGGGAAAAGAAACCAGGGUGAUGAUACAACACGAGCACCUCAGCUCUCGGGCUCCCACCCAUACAAUAACACAUCACUGUUUGAGGAGAGCGGACUGCAUCGGAUAACACUUGGAACAUCAACAAUCUCAUCAGUAAGCACUGCCCGAUCUGCACGGACUCACUCCAGCCAGCCUGGGUAUCUCAGAGAAAAUUUGCUGGCACGACAGGGCUCAGCCCUGGAUCAAACCUUAUUGGGUCACACUGGGCCCACUGACAUAGACGUUGCGAUGUUUCAUCGACCACAAGAUGCAGACCAGGAUUCCGACACUGAUAGUGAUCUGUCACUGGAUGAGGAGCGUAGCCUUUCUUUAGCAUCGUCAGAGAGCGAGGAGAAUGAACGAUAUCGAGGGCGGUUUCCACGCCGAUUUAAAGGGGCAGCAAACAGUGAACGGCUGCUUACUAACCCCCUGCACACAACCCCUAAAGAUUGUGAUGGCAAUGAUUUAAUAUCCUAUUGGCCAGCUCUGGGCGAAUGUGAAGUUCAUGCCUGCUCACUGCAGAAGUGGGGCUCAGAAAGAAAGCUGGGCCUUGAUUUCAAUAAGGAUGCCACUAACAACAACCAACCUGACAUGUCCAUUACGAGCGGUGAUGAGAAUACAUCAACCCAUCUAUUCAAACAAGAGCGACAGAGGAAAGGUAUUCUGAAAAACAGAAUGCAGUACCCAUCUGCAACACUGAAGAAUGAAAGCUCAACUUCCAUCAACAGAAUGCAGAUCGAGUUACCUUGGUACAAUACUUCAACGCUAGGUCCCAGGGUCGUUCCGGCAGCCUCCUAUGGCCGUAUGUACUCAGGCACUGGAAGUCUGUCUCAACCGGCCAGCCGAUAUUCAUCCCGCGAACAAUUGGACAUGCUAGUUAGGAGACAAAUGUCCAAGGAACAGCUGGAUGCACUCUCCAGCAGGCAUGCAUCUCGAGAACGACUUGAAACUGUUCCCAGCCGACAUGGGUCCAGGGAACAGCUAGACACAAUCCCAAGUAGGCAUGCUUCCAGAGAACAUCAGGACAGAUUACCCAGUCGACAUGGGUCCAGAGAACAGCUAGACACAAUACCAAGGAGGCAUGGUUCCAGAGAACAUCUAGAUGCUAUACCUGUGAGACAAAUGUCCAGGGAAUGGCUAAACACAAUGCCCAAUAGACAGAUACAACCAUCUAGGGAGCAACUAGGUCUAACAUCAAGUCGGCAGUCUUCACGAGAGCAACUCGACUUAAUGUCUCGCAGGCACUUAUCCAGAGAGCGUUUAGACACAGUGCCCAGCAGGCAUCCCUCCAGAGAACAACUAAAUACUCUUCCCAGAAGACAGCCUUCCAGAGAGCAAUUAGGGCCCUUGCCUAGCCGACAGCCUUCUACAGAGCAGCUGGAUAUUCUGUCCUCCAUCCUUGCUUCUUUUAAUUCUUCUGCCCUUUCUUCUGCUCCCUCCACCACCACUCCUUCUGCCCCACAGACUACUUUUACCCCUUCUGGGGCACAGACAUCCUCAAUGACGUCUGCCCCAUGCCCUUCAACCCCACACUCUGCAACAUCACAUAGCAUCUCGGAGAUCUCGCCAGAUUCAGAAAUUCACUGCCUUCAGCUUUACCUUGGAUUAACUGACAAGAUCUCGAAACAUCGCAGGCAGGACUUGAGUUAUUGUAAAAUUGUGAACUGGCUGAAGAUCAGCAUUGUAGGUUUUGCUUUUCAGUUGGAGCUGAUGCCACAAGAUGAAGUAGGCAUGCAGAGAUUGAGUCAGUUCUGCAGGCAAUGGUUAGCAUCAAACCAGGAAUCAAAAAUGAUUACCAAUUUAGAAAAUGAAGCAGAUUCCAAUUUGCGAAUGCGGAAAUCUGACUAUCGGGUGGAAAGGCAGGUUAUGGAUGAGGAGCAUUUGGAAGUGUUGGCACAAAGGACUGAAAAAACUGAACUCUCACUCAAAGAUAAACUGAAAGAAAACCUGAGAUGUUCGGGCCCUAAAGCCAGAUCCCUCCUGUUCAAGUUAAUCCCUAUCCUUCGAUGGUUGCCCAGGUAUUCUGUCCAAGAAUGGCUGUUGGGCGACCUCUGCUCCGGACUGAGUGUUGGAAUUGUGCAGUUACCACAGAGUAUGGCAUAUGCCCUUUUGGCAGCUGUUCCUCCUGUGUUUGGACUCUAUACAUCCUUCUACCCUGUGCUUAUAUACUUCAUAUUUGGAACAUCCAGACAUGUUUCAGUGGGUAAGCUCUGCAGCCUUCCUCUUUUAAAAAUACCUUCCCCCCUCUCUGCAGGUUCCUUUGCAGUACUGAGUGUUAUGCUGGGGACCAUAACUGAGAGGAUAGCCCCAGAUGACAACUUUAUGAUCAUUACUCAGAAUGAUACAAAUGGAACGGCUGUAAUCGACAUUGAGGCACGAGAUUUGAUGAGAGUGAAAGCGGCAACCAUGGUUACCUUCAUUUGUGGGAUCUUUCAAAUCAUGUUGGGAUUGAUACGGUUUGGAUUUGUUGUCACAUACCUGUCUGACCCUCUCGUUCGAGGUUACACAACUGGUGCAGCAGUCCAUGUGCUGGUGUCACAGCUGAAGUACGUGUUUGGCAUCGCCGUUCCCAGAAAGAAUGGACCCCUUUCACUAAUCUAUACUGUUAUCGAUGUGAUCAAAGCACUGCACUUGACGAAUAUUGGCACCCUCGUUGUCAGUAUUAUUGCCAUGUCCACUAUGUUUGCAGUGAAAGUGAUAAAUGACUAUUUGAAGUCUAAGUUGCCAAUACCAAUUCCUAUCGAACUUAUUGAGGUCAUAAUUGCCACUGUGGUUUCAUCAAAUGUUAAUCUAACCGGAAAAUAUGGAAUAGAAGUUGUGGGACAUAUUCCUAAAGGCCUGCAAGCCCCAGUUGCACCCGACUUCACCCUCGCCACCAGUCUUAUAGGAGAUGCUUUCGCUUUGGCCAUCGUAGGAUAUGGCAUUACAAUAUCUCUGGGCAAGAUCUUUGCACUUAAGCAUGGGUACCAGGUGGACAGCAAUCAGGAGCUAAUAGCACUGGGUCUCAGCAACCUUGUGGGAGGAUGUUUCCAAUGCUUUGCUGUGAGUUGUUCGAUGUCCAGGAGUCUGGUUCAAGAAACCACUGGAGGAAACACACAGUUGGCUGCCGCUGUGUCUUGUGUUGUUAUCUUGGUGAUUAUCCUCGAAGUCGGAGCACUGUUUAGCCAUCUACCUAAGGCUGUUUUAGCAUCAAUCGUCAUCAUCAAUCUCAAGGGAAUGUUUGAACAGGUGACUGAUAUUUGCCAUUUCUGGAGGACAAACAAAAUUGACCUGAUUGUUUGGAUCGUCACUGUCAUUUUCACAGUGUUAUUAGGAAUGGAUUUUGGACUGGCAGCCUCCAUAGCAUUUGCAUUGCUUACUGUGAUCUUCCAGACACAACUACCCAAAUAUUCAAUUCUGGGGCAGGUUCCAAAGACCGAUAUCUACAGGGAUGUCAAGCAGUUUGAUGAGGCAAAAGAAAUUCCAGGUAUCAAAAUCUUCCAGUCAUCUGCGACUAUAUACUUUGCCAAUGCUGAGCUGUAUGAAGAAGCGCUGAAGCAGAUGUCUGAAACUAAUAUCAGCAGGUUACUUUUGAAAAAGAAGAAAAGAAUCACAAAACUCAAGCAGAAGCUGAAAAAACAGGAGAAGCGGGACAAGAAAAAUGCCAAGAAAGAGCAAAAGAGGCGAAAAGACUUGGAAUCAGGAACAGAUGGCCCAGCCACCAUCACCGAGACUAUUGGUAGUGACAGCUUAGAAAUGGAUUCGGGCCUUGACUCGCCAUCCAAAGUCAGCAAGAAGCCAGAGGAGCUUAGUCUAGAGUCUCUUGGCCUUCAAAAACCAGAUGUCCAUUCCCUCAUUCUCGACUUUAGUCCUGUCAACUUUGUGGAUAGCGUCUGCAUCAAGAUAUUGAGAAACAGAGUGAGGCACCAAUCUCACCAGAACUGGUAUGGGAGACAAUCUGAGACUCCCAAUAAAUUGAAACCAGGGGCUAUUGUUCAACAGUUUGAACAAGGAGGAUUCUUUGGAAAAAACAUCAGCAAAUCCCAGCUUUUCACCACAGUGCACGAUGCUGUUAUGUACUGCGAGAUGAAAAAUAAUCCAUCUACUGAUCAGGCACUCUACAUGACUGAAAGCCAACAUGUAUUCCCUGAGAGUUGCCUCGACAGGGAUCUGGCAGAAGCUGCGAGCAGGUUUCCUGGCUGCUCCCUUGGCCACAAGAUCAAAGGAAGAAGGAAGGAAAAUAUUUUUGAAAAUAAUGGAACCCCUGCACUGCCCCCCUCACAGGACCAAGAGGAAGAACCGACCCAUGUCAGCGCGAAUAAUCUAAUCCGAAUUCCGACGACACUGAACGCGCCAAAUUCCAGAUCUUUUAGCGAGCCAGUAGACCUCGUGAAGGCAUAUGUUCAGCCUAAGCCUUCAGUGAUCACGCAAAGAUUCAAGUUCAGCUCCAGAUUGCGAGAUUGUUUGGUUUACGGCAUACAUAACGAUGCCAUUCAGUGCCAUUUACUUGCAGAAGUUAAUAUUAUCCUGAAGAGUGCCAUGGAAAUAGUAUUAGCAAUGGAGAUUGCUGAGAGGGACUCACAGGCUUUGCAGAGUGUGCCAUGUGGCACCAUUCUUCAGUUGGGGCAAGAACCUACCUCUGGGCAAGGCAUGAAAACCAGGGAGACAACCACGAAGCAGGACACAGUCCCUACUGCUCGAAAAAUAAAAAGAAAUACAGAAAGCCUCUCACCAGUGAUUCAGAAAUUAAAUUGUUACCAAUGUGGAGGUAACCAUGUACCAGAAAUCUGUAAAUUUAAAGAGGCAGAAUGCCACUACUGUCACAAGAAAGGGCACGUUAUAAAGCAAUGCAGGGCGAAAUCAAGACAACCAAUCAGACAGCAGGCCAAGAUGAUCGAAGUGCAGAAUAUAAAUGAACCAGAAGCUGUUGAUACUGAUAUCUAUUCCCUAUACAAUCUCAAGGCAAGGAAAACUGAACCAAUCACCAUCACCCUUCAAGUAAAUGGGAAGCCUUUAGUCUUGGAGGUUGACACAGGAGCACCGACCACAGUGGUGGGAGAACACACCCUUAAAUACCUAAGCGAAGGUAUCCAGCCACUGAAUCUGGAGAAAACCAUGGUUCAGCUGAAGACAUACACUGGAGAGGCAAUACAGGUGAAAGAGAAAAAUUUAACCAACUGUGAAAUCAAAAUGAAGGACAAGACAAAACUCUGUGGCAAACAAGGAGAAAAGACAGAAAUCAAAUCCGAAAAUCCAAUAGGAUAUGUCUCCAGAACCCUAUCAGCAGCCAAGAAGGGGACCCGGAAAGAGAAUUGGAAGCGGAUGCGGAUUGGGAGUGAGAGGAAUUUUGAGGGCGGCCCUUUAUCCUGUCAGGAGUUUCGGUGCAGGGCGUCUGCAGAGAGCAACCAAAGGCAUUUAAGACGGGAGGGAACUGAAACUCGUUCGGAAACUCUAAUGCGCAGAGCAGCGUGGACUUUGGCAGGUUUGCAAUCUUUCCUGCUGUUGUACAUCAUGAAUGUCACACUUAACCAUUUCACCAAACUGACAGUCUCGAUUAUAAGGGAAGACCACCUGUCAGAUUGCCGGCGAUCUAACUGUCCUUGUUAA